CGUCUCGUCUCGUCUCCGGAGUCCGGAGGCCUCCCCUAGAAAAAAGAGAACACCAGACCAGACGGGGAGGGAGGGAGACGCCAAAGCAGACACUUCUCCGCACCGCGCCACACGCAGCACCGCGUCGCGGCAGUGGGCAGGCAGGCAGAUCUCCGCCAUCCACCUCCCCAUCCCCCUCCCCCGCCGCGCCACGGAGGGACGGGCUCUCCCCGCCCCCGCCCCCGCCCCGGCGGAGAUCCCCGCGGAAUCUCGCCGCCGCCGCGCCCGAUCUCGGUUCCGCCGGCCGGCCGCCUGCCCCCGUCGUCCCGAGCCAAUACCAGGACUGUACAUCUACACCUCAAAAUGAUGAUGGGGUUGCUGGCAUUUGAGAACAACCAGGGGCUCUGGAAUGGCGGAUAUUAUUCACAGUUUUUUGGGAUUGGAGGAGUUAUGGUGACUGUUGCAAUUCUUUGGUUAUCUACGGGUUAUUUUGGAGGAAUUGGUGCUCCUUUUGCUCCAUACUUUUGGCCAUAUUUAGGACAACUCCCCAAAAAGAAGGAACGACAAAGGCCCGUGAGAGUGUACAUGGAUGGGUGCUUUGACCUCAUGCACUACGGCCACGCAAACGCAUUGCGACAGGCCAAGUUGCUGGGAGAUCAACUGGUAGUUGGUGUUGUCAGUGAUGAGGAGAUUGUGGCGAAUAAGGGCCCGCCUGUGCUUUCGAUGGAAGAGAGGUUGACGCUUGUUAGUGGAUUAAAGUGGGUGGAUGAAGUCAUACCCAAUGCACCCUAUGAGAUCACAGAGGAAUUUAUGAAUACCCUCUUCAGUAAAUACAACAUUGAUUACAUUAUACAUGGAGAUGAUCCUUGUCUUCUACCUGAUGGAACGGAUGCUUAUGCCUUAGCAAAGAAGGCUGGACGAUACAAGCAAAUCAGGCGUACUGAAGGAGUCUCAAGCACCGAUAUAGUCGGUAGAAUAUUGCAAACAUUCAAGCAUAAAGAGGGUGUUAACGAGAAUGCUGGCGUGGAAUCAUGCGAUCAGAUGAAAACCCAGCUAUCCAAUUUUCUUCCAACUUCCCGCCGGAUAAUGCAGUUUUCAAAUGGGCAGGCUCCUUCGCCAGGUGCUCGUGUUGUUUAUAUAGAUGGUGCAUUUGACCUUUUCCAUGCUGGUCAUGUUGAGAUCCUUAGAAGUGCUAGGCAACUUGGUGACUUCCUUCUUGUUGGUGUUCAUGAUGACCAGUCCAUCAGGGAAAAAAGAGGCUAUCCUCCUAUCAUGCACCUCCAUGAGCGUACCCUUGGUGUACUUGCCUGUCGCUAUGUUGACGAAGUUAUAAUAGGCGCACCAUGGGAGGUUUCAAGGGAUAUGAUCACUACAUUCAACAUUUCAUUGGUUGUGCAUGGGACAGUAACCGAGGGUGGUUCUGCUAGUGAAGUUGAUCCGUAUGCCCUUCCAAAGAAUAUGGGUAUUUUCCAAGUAGUCACAAGCCCCAAAACAAUAACAUCUGUUUCGGUCGCUACAAGAAUAAUUGAUAACCAUGAAGCGUACAAGAAAAGAAACUUGAAAAAGAAGGCGAGUGAGGACAAGUACUACACGCAAAAGAAAUUUGUCUACGGAGACUAAUGCUGCAAAGGAGCUUACAGUUUUGCUGCAAGCUGAGGAAAUUCAUGGUGCCUCUGUACUAAAGAGUUAUUCUAUAACAGAUUGCAACAAUUGCUCAGCUAUAGAAAGUAGUCAGUGAUAAGUUGAUGGCCAUUCGGCAAAGGGAAUCAGCUCAAGGAAAUAAAUUAACAGACUGCCAGUCUUCUACUGUUGCCCUUUUUCGGCUGGAAUGUCCACUUAACAGCAAGAAUUCACAUACAUGAUUCUUUUUUUACUUUAUUAUCCCUGGAGGGGAAAUAUUCAUCGCUGAACACCUUCAGCAGACCAUUGUUGUAUUCUUGUAUGUUAUUACUUAAGGGUUUGUGAAGUGAUUAGAGUUGCAUACUUUCUAAUUGUACUAAGUUAUAGUUUAAAGUAUAUAUACUGCUGAGAAACAACCUAGUGAUGAUCUGUUGACAUUUGAUUGAUUUGUGUAACCAGAGAAGGUUAUGUUCA
This is a messenger RNA of Hordeum vulgare subsp. vulgare (domesticated barley), 2073 nucleotides long. Its product is annotated as ethanolamine-phosphate cytidylyltransferase-like. Bases 343 to 1599 code for a protein of 418 amino acids. The record is from RefSeq and is a predicted model, not a curated record. Gene Ontology annotation, biological process: phosphatidylethanolamine biosynthetic process. Gene Ontology annotation, molecular function: ethanolamine-phosphate cytidylyltransferase activity. Gene Ontology annotation, cellular component: cytoplasm. The transcript has 10 exons. Lineage: Eukaryota; Viridiplantae; Streptophyta; Magnoliopsida; Poales; Poaceae.